Phoenix dactylifera (date palm) is the source of this 797-nucleotide messenger RNA. RefSeq names its product PLAT domain-containing protein 3-like. Lineage: Eukaryota; Viridiplantae; Streptophyta; Magnoliopsida; Arecales; Arecaceae. The record is from RefSeq and is a predicted model, not a curated record. Gene Ontology annotation, molecular function: protein binding.
GACGGAUGGAUGGCAAUAACUAUAAAGAGCACCCACCGCCACCUCUCGGAGACACAGAGAGAACUCUCAGAAGAAGAAAGAGAUGACGGUUCGCCGCUUCCAUUCUCUGUUACUCCUCCUCGCCCUCCUCCCCUUGCUAGCCUCCGCUGCGCAGGAGGGGGAGUGCGUGUACACGGUGUAUGUGCGGACGGGAUCGGUGAUCAAAGGCGGCACCGACGCCAAGAUCGGGGUGUCCCUGGGCGACGCGACGGGGCGCGAGGUCCAGGUAAGGGACCUGGUGUCGUGGGGCGGGCUGAUGGGCCCCGACCACGACUACUUCGAACGGGGGAACCUCGACGCCUUCAGCGGGCGGGGCCCAUGCGGGCUCACCAGGCCGCUCUGCCGUCUCAACGUGACCUCCGACGGGGGUGGGGCCCACCACGGCUGGUACUGCGAGUACGUCGAGGUGACGGCCACCGGGCCCCACCUCCCCUGCUCCCAGACCCUCUUCUACGUCCGCCAGUGGCUCGCCACCGACGCCCCGCCCUUCCAGCUCUACGCCACCGUCGACGGUUGCGACCAGGCCAGCGCUCCGAGGAGGCCCAACCUCGUCCUAGGAAACCGCCCCGACACCGACUCUUCCUCCUCCUCCUCCUCCUCCUCAUCUUCUUCUUGAUCUCAUAACCUUCAGGUGUUUUUGGUUUAUUCCCAGAUCCAGAGGUUUUGGUGUAUUCCGUGUGAGAUGUUUCAGCUUGAUGAUAAUGAUGAUGGGCGAUGAUGGAUAAACAAUACCAAGUCUUUCUAUGGCUGUUAUUUCA